CUUCGCUCCUUCGCAGCCCGCGGCGGGCAGAGGCGGCGGCUGGGCGGGGAUGGCGGUGGGCAGCGGGUGACGCGGAGCCGAGCGCUGCGCAGCCCUGCAGCGGGGCCAGCCUGGCCAUGGGGUUCCUGCAUCAGCUCCAUCUCCUGCUCUGGAAGAACGUGACGCUGAAGCGGCGCAGCCCGUGGGUGCUGGCCUUUGAGAUCUUCAUUCCCCUGGUGCUCUUCUUCAUCCUCCUGGGGCUGCGGCAGAAGAAGCCAACCAUCCCUGUGAAGGAAGUCUCUUUCUACACGGCGGCCCCACUCACCUCAGCCGGGAUCCUGCCCGUCAUGCAGUCCCUGUGCCCUGAUGGCCAGCGUGAUGAGUUUGGCUUCCUGCAGUACUCCAACUCCACGGUGACACAGCUCCUGGAGCACCUCAGCGAGGCAGUAGAGCAAAGCAGCCUCUUUGAUCCACGGCACCCGGGGCUGGAGGAGGAGCUGGAGUCACUGCGCCGGCACCUAGAGGCCCUCAGCAGCUCUGAGCCCAGCUCCAUGGAGACCCACUUCAACAGCCAAACAGGGUCCGGUUUCACACUGGCAUGGGCAACCAAGGACCAGGGCGAGCUGCAGCACUUCCUGAUGCAGAACAUGUCCCUCCCCAACAGCAUGGCCGAACUGCUCCUGGGCUCCAGCAUUGACCUGCAGGAGGUGUACCGCCUGUUUUUUGGUUCCUUUCCUUUGGUACCUGAUGAGACCCAUGAGCGAGACCUGCGGGAUGGAUUUGGCGCCAGCGAGAAGAUGACAUGGCUGGAGAAGAGCCUCCCCAGUGACUGGAGGAACCUGCGGGAAGGGCUGGUUCACAGGGCACUGCGGGACCCCGUGGCAGCCUCACGCCGGCCGGCACUGCUCCGCAUGCUCUCCCAGGCCCUGGGCCUCGCCAGCGCCGCCAUGGCACCCACUGCCUCUGACAGCCCCCAGGCCUUCAUCACUGAGAUGGAGGGUGUCCUCUUCACUGGGCCAGUGCUGGAGCAGCUGACAUGUGAGCAGAGCCGGGGGGGGCUGCGCCGCCUCUUGCGCGUGGCCCCUGGGCAGCAGCCACUGCUGGCGGCGUACCGGGCACUGGCCUGCAAUGGCAGCCGGGCCACCCGCCGGGAACGCUUUGCCCAGCUGGCCACCGAGCUUCGGGAGCAGCUGGACACCCCCAAGAUCGUCAGCAAGCUGAAGCUGGAUGAGGUAAACAACACAGCUGCCCAGCACCGCCUCCGUGCCCUCCUCGAGGACCUGGUGGAGAUGGAGAAGGUUCUCCGGGACAUGGACAUCCUCUCAGCGCUGGCCAAGCUGCUGCCCAGGGGAGCCUGUUCCAGCAGGGCCCCGCCACCCACUGCCAACAGCACCAGCUGGGCCGGCACCAAUGCCACGGCUGGCAAUGCCACAGCAGAGGAGGAGGAGGGUGCUGAGGGGGGCCCAACUGGCAGUGACAACCCCCAGGGGCAAUUCUCGGCAUUCGUGCAGCUCUGGGCCGGGCUGCAGCCCAUCCUCUGCGGCAACAACCGGACCAUAGAGCCUGAGGCGCUGAAGCAGGGCAACAUGAGCUCGCUGGGCUUCACCAGUAAGGAACAGCGGAACUUGGGCCUCCUCGUGCAUCUUAUGACCAGCAACCCCAAAAUCCUGUAUGCACCCAUGGGCACUGAAGUGGAUAAGGUCAUCCUGAAGGCCAAUGAGACUUUCGCCUUUGUGGGAAAUGUCACCCACUAUGCCAAGGCAUGGCUGAACAUCUCCCCUGAGAUCCGAGCCUACUUGGAAGAGGGCAGGCUGCAGAGGCGCAUCCGCUGGCUCCAGCAGUUCACUGCUGACCUCCACAAGCACCCAGAGAUCCUGAAUGUCUCUGACAGCGAUGUUCUCCACAACUUCCUCAACGGCAACUUCUCCCUACCCAAUGCCAGCAUCCUGCUCCAGCAGCUGGACACUAUUGACAAUGCUGCCUGUGGCUGGGUCCGCUUCAUGGCCAAGGUGAGGUCAGCAGUGGACAUCUUCAAAGGCUUCCCAGAUGAGGAGAGCAUUGAAUACACACUGAACCAGGCCUACCAGGACAAUGUCACGGUCUUUGCCAGUGUCAUCUUCCAGACCAACAGGGAUGGCUCACUGCCCCCCCACAUCAUGUACAAGAUCCGGCAGAACUCCAGCUUCACAGAGAAGACCAAUGAGAUCCGACGGGCAUACUGGCGGCCUGGCCCCAACACUGGCGGCCGCUUCUACUUCCUCUAUGGCUUCGUCUGGAUCCAAGACAUGAUGGAGCGCGCCCUCAUCAACACAUUUGUUGGCCACGACGUGGUGGAGCCUGGCAACUAUGUACAGAUGUUCCCAUACCCGUGUUAUACUCGGGACGACUUCCUCUUUGCUGAGCACAUGAUGCCCCUGUGCAUGGAUUCCUGGGUCUACUCGGUGGCCAUGAUGAUCCAGCACAUUGUGACUGAAGAGCAUCGCCUGAAAGAGGUGAUGAAGAUGAUGGGCUUGAACACGCAGUGCUGGGUGGCUUGGUUCAUAACCGGCUUUGUCCAACUCUCCAUCUCAGUCACGGCACUCACUGCCAUUCUCAAGUACGGCAAGGUCCUGAUGCACAGCGAUGUCCUCAUCAUAUGCUUUUCCUUCGCCAUCUAUGCUGUUGGCCACAAUCCAUGUUCUGCUUCCUGGUGUCAGUUGCUCUACUCCAAGGCCAAGCUGGCCUCUGCAUGCGGUGGCAUCAUCUACUUCCUCAGCUAUGUGCCCUACAUGUACGUGGCCAUCCGGGAGGAGGUGGCGCAUGAUAAGAUAACGGCCUUCGAGAAGUGCAUCGCGUCCCUCAUGUCCACCACAGCCUUCGGGCUGGGCUCCAAGUACUUUGCGCUGUAUGAGGUGGCCGGUGUGGGUAUCCAGUGGCACACCUUCAGCCAGUCACCUGUGGAAGGAGAUGACUUCAACCUCUUGCUGUCCAUGAUGAUGCUGGUUGUGGAUGCCGUGGUGUAUGGGGUGCUCACAUGGUACAUCGAGGCCGUGCACCCGGGAUGUUUCGGGCCUGCCCCGCGGCCCUGGUACUUCCCUUUCCAGAAGUCUUACUGGCUGGGCAACGGGCGCGUGGAGACCUGGGAGUGGACCUGGCCCUGGUCACACAACCACCGCCUCAGCAUCAUGGAGGAGGAUCAGGUGGCCAUGGAGAGCCGGAGGCUGGAGGAGACACGGGGCAUCGAGGAGGAGCCAACCCACCUCCCCUUGGUUGUCUGCAUCGACAAGCUCACCAAGGUCUACAAGACAGACAAGAAACUGGCACUGAACAAGCUGAGCCUCAACCUCUAUGAGAACCAGGUUGUGUCCUUUCUGGGGCACAAUGGUGCGGGCAAGACCACUACCAUGUCCAUCCUCACUGGCUUGUUCCCUCCAACCUCCGGCUCCGCAACCAUCUACGGCCAUGAUAUCCGUACAGAGAUGGACAAAAUCCGGAAGAACCUGGGCAUGUGUCCCCAGCACAAUGUGCUCUUUGACAGGCUGACAGUGGAGGAACACCUCUGGUUCUACUCACAGCUCAAGAGCAUGGCAGAGGAGGAGAUCCGCAAGGAGAUGGACAAGAUGAUUGAGGACCUGGAACUCUCCAACAAACGGCACUGCCAGGUGCAGACCCUCUCGGGUGGCAUGAAGAGGAAGCUGUCAGUGGCCAUUGCCUUUGUGGGUGGAUCGCGGGCCGUUAUCUUGGAUGAGCCCACAGCUGGCGUGGACCCGUAUGCCCGCAGGGCCAUCUGGGUCAUCCUCAAGUACAAGCCAGGGAGGACCAUCCUGCUCUCCACACACCACAUGGACGAGGCCGACCUGCUAGGGGACCGCAUCGCCAUCAUCUCCCAUGGCAAACUCAAGUGCUGUGGUUCCCCACUGUUCCUCAAGAGCACCUACGGUGAUGGCUACAAGCUGACGGUGGUGAAGAAGCAGUCAGAAACCAGGAACAGCACAGAGCCAGGCCAACCACACAGCCCCCUGGCCCACUCCUCUGUCAGCCCCUGCUCUGAGCCCCGCGUCUCCCAGUUCAUCAAGAAGUACGUGGCUUCCUGCCUCCUGAUCUCGGACACCAACACAGAGCUCUCCUACAUCCUGCCCAGUGAGGCUGCCAAGAAGGGCUGUUUUGAGAGGCUCUUUCAGCACUUGGAGCAGAGCCUGGAGGAGCUGGACCUCACUAGUUUCGGGCUGAUGGACACCACCCUGGAGGAGGUCUUCCUAAAGGUGUCUGAGGAGGACCAGUCUCUGGAGAACAGCGAUGUGGAUAUCAAGGAGUCCAAGAAGGAUGCCCUGCAGCCACCCGCCCCUGAGCUGGACCCAAAGCCCGAGGCCAACGGGGAACCCCUGGCCGAAGCAGCGAUGCCAGAGAAGCCCGAGGUGGAGCUCAGCAACCUGGUGACCUGCUCUAAGCUGGCACAGUCACAGGCGUCCCUGCGCUCAGCCUCCUCAGUGGGCUCCGUGCGGGGUGACGAAGGUGGGGCUUAUUCCGAAUUCUUUGGGGAUUAUGCGCCCCUGUUCGAUAACCGGCAGGACCCCGAUAACAUCAGUCUGCAAGAGCACGAUGCAGAGGUGGAGGCAGGGCAGGGGAGCUUCAAACUGGAAGGCUCGUGGCUGAAGCUGCGCCAGUUCCACGGGCUGAUUGUCAAACGCUUCCACUGUGCCAAGCGCAACACCAAGGCCCUCUUCUCACAGAUCCUCCUGCCCGCCUUCUUUGUCUGUGUGGCCAUGACUGUGGCCCUCUCCGUGCCCGAAAUAGGUGACCUGCCACCCCUCAUCCUCUCACCAUCACAAUACCACAACUACACCCAGCCCAAGGGCAACUUCAUUCCUUAUGCCAAUGAGGAGCGGCAUGAGUACCGCAUCAGACUGUCUCCCGACGCCAGCCCUCAGCAGCUCGUGAACACUUUCCAUCUGCCCUCUGGUGUUGGGGCCACCUGUGGUGCUCAAGACCCCUUCAACAACACACUGGACCAGCCAUGCAGACCCUCAACCUUCAGCAACGAGUCCAAGAUGCUGGCAGCCAAGUACUUCGAUGCCAUGUGCAUCGACUCCUUCACACCAGGGCCUGCCGCUCUCCACUUUGUGCCACCACCUCCAUCCCCGGCUCCCUCUGACUACCCCGUCUCAGUGGAUGAGGACCUGCUCCGUGCCUGGAACUCUACGACCUCUGCUGUCAAAGGGACCGUGACCUUGGCCCCCGCUCUGCCUCGUAUCAUCCACGAGCCCAUCAAGUGCACAUGCUCCAUGCAGGGGACUGGCUUCUCCUGCCCCAGUGGUGUGGGGGGCCACCCCCCGCAGAUGAAGGUAGUGACGGGGGACAUCCUGGCAGACAUCACAGGGCGCAAUGUCUCUGAGUAUCUGCUCUACACCUCGGACCGCUUUCGGCUGCACAGGUAUGGGGCACUCACCUUCGGCAAUGUCCAGAAAUCCAUCCCAGCCUCCUUUGGUGCCAGGGCUCCUGCCAUGGUGCGCAAGAUCGCUGUGCGGAGACGGCCCAGGUGGUUCUUCUACAACAACAAAGGCUACCACAGUAUGCCCACCUACCUCACGCUCUCAACAAUGCCCAUCCUGAGAGCCAACCUGCCCAAGAGCAAGGGCAACCCUGCUGCCUACGGCAUCACGGUCACCAAUCACCCCAUGAACAAAACGAGUGCCAGCUUAUCACUGGAUUACCUCCUGCAAGGCACAGAUGUGGUGAUCGCCAUCUUCAUUAUUGUGGCCAUGUCCUUCGUCCCAGCCAGCUUUGUGGUGUUCCUGGUGGCCGAAAAGGCCACCAAGGCCAAACACUUGCAGUUUGUGAGCGGCUGCGACCCUGUCAUCUACUGGUUGGCCAACUACGUGUGGGACAUGCUGAACUACCUGGUGCCGGCCACAUGCUGCAUCAUCAUCCUGUUCGUGUUUGACCUCCCGGCGUACACCUCUCCCACCAACUUCCCUGCCGUCCUCUCCCUCUUCCUGCUCUAUGGCUGGUCCAUCACCCCCAUCAUGUACCCGGCCUCCUUCUGGUUUGAGGUGCCCAGCUCUGCCUAUGUCUUCCUCAUUGUCAUCAAUCUCUUCAUUGGCAUCACAGCCACUGUUGCCACGUUCCUGCUGCAGCUCUUUGAGCACGACAAGGACCUGAAGGUGGUGAACAGCUACCUGAAGAGCUGCUUCCUCGUGUUUCCUAACUACAACCUGGGCCAUGGCCUGAUGGAAAUGGCCUACAAUGAGUACAUCAAUGAGUACUACGCCAAGAUCGGGCAGUUCGAUAAAAUGAAAUCACCCUUUGAAUGGGACAUAGUGACACGGGGGCUUGUCGCCAUGACAAUCGAAGGCUUCGUUGGCUUCUUCAUCACCAUCAUGUGCCAGUACAACUUCUUCCGGAAGCCCCAGCGCCUGCCUGUCUCCACCAAACCCAUCGAGGAUGACAUUGACGUAGCCAAUGAGCGGCACCGGGUCCUGCGUGGCGACGCCGACAAUGACAUGCUAAAGAUCGAGAACCUCACCAAGGUGUACAAGUCCCGCAAGAUCGGGCGCAUCCUGGCCGUGGACCGGCUGUGCGUGGGCGUGCGCCCUGGGGAGUGCUUCGGGCUGCUGGGCGUCAACGGCGCAGGCAAGACCACCACCUUCAAGAUGCUGACGGGAGAUGAGAGCACCACGGGCGGAGAGGCCUUCAUUAAUGGGCACAGCAUCCUGAAAGAGCUCCUGCAGGUCCAGCAGAGCUUAGGCUACUGCCCCCAGUUCGAUGCACUCUUCGACGAGCUGACUGCCCAGGAGCACCUGGAGCUCUACACCCGCCUGCGCGGCAUCCCCUGGAAGGAUGAGGAGCGGGUGGUCAAGUGGGCACUGAAGAAGCUGGAGUUGACCAAGUACGCGGACAAGCCUGCCAGCACCUACAGCGGGGGCAACAAGAGGAAGCUGUCCACAGCCAUCGCGCUCAUCGGAUACCCGGCUUUCAUCUUCCUGGAUGAGCCAACCACAGGGAUGGACCCCAAGGCACGACGCUUCCUCUGGAACCUCAUCCUGGAUGUCAUCAAAACGGGGCGUUCCGUGGUGCUCACAUCUCACAGCAUGGAGGAGUGUGAGGCGCUCUGCACCCGCCUGGCCAUCAUGGUGAACGGGCGGCUCAAGUGUCUCGGCAGCAUCCAGCACCUGAAGAACAGGUUUGGUGAUGGCUACAUGAUCACGGUGCGCACCAAGUCCAGCCUCAAUGUCAAGGAGGUGGUGAGGUUCUUCAAUCGCAACUUCCCCGAGGCCGUCCUCAAGGAGCGGCACCACACCAAGGCCCAGUACCAGCUGAAGUCGGACCAGAUCUCACUGGCACAGGUCUUCAGCAAGAUGGAGCAGGUGGUGGACGUGCUGGGCAUCGAAGACUACUCUGUUAGCCAGACCACACUGGACAACGUGUUUGUGAAUUUUGCCAAGAAGCAAAGUGACAACCUGGAGCAGCAGGAGACCAGCCCCACCUGUGUCCUGCAGUCACCCCUGGAGCGCUUGCUGAGCCUGCUACGCCCCCACACUGCCCCCACUGAGCUGCGGGCCCUCGUGGUGGAGGAGCAGGAGGAUCUGGAGACUGAUGAUGAAGGCCUCAUCAGCUUUGAGGAGGAGAGGGCUCAGCUUUCCUUCAACACCGACACACUGUGCUGAGACCCUGGGGGCAGCCACAUUCCCGUCUGUGAAGUCACCGAACCCUUUUGGCCUCUUUCCUCCCUUUUCCCUGUGGAGCGGAGCUGCCGCGGCUGGAGGCACAUGCCAGGGAGGACACAGCAAUGCUUGGAUGGACCUCUUGAGCCACCAUGGGUGGCCUUUUUCUCCUUCAGUUCCGGAGCAAUAUCACUGUGUGGUGACAGGGGCCAUGGUCCUCGGCCUGUCCAGCAGGCACGUGCCAUGGAUGGAGACUGCAAAGGAAAGGACACAGUUUGGCGCUAGCGCUGCCGGCCCCACAUGCCUUGGGGCAGAGACACCCAGGCCUGUGAGUGGUGCCUUUGACUGGACACUUGUGUUGCACUCAGCCCAGGGACCCUUGGCUGUGGGACCCUGCCAGGCCUGGCCCCAUGGAGCUGGAGGAGGGAUGACUGCUUCUAUAUUGCCCCUGGCCGGCACUGCCCUGGGCACCACAGGGACAGGUCUGGUGCUUCACCCACAACCGAUUUCUGUCCUCAGUGGGAUGUCACUGGGGGUUUUGGCCCUGCUGAUAUGUCCUGCCCACCCUGGGGUCUGUCCACCCCAGCCCUGCCUGGCCUUGGGCACUGACUCCAUCCCCAGGCAGCAGCACUCCUGCAGAGGCACGCAGGGGGGCAGAGGGGUAUGUCACAGGGUAUUUCACAUGCUGGCACCAGCUGUUUUCCCCUCUGCCCCUAACCACGUCCCUCCCCCUGCCUCCUGCCUGCCCUCACCAUCCGCUUCGCCCAUCACAGGGCAUUGCUGCAGCUCUGCCAUCUUUUUGCUGUGUCCCUUUCAGUGUCCCCUUGCCCUGGCACUCAUUCUUCCGUGUCCAGCCCUGUACAGGAGCCACCUGCACUGGUUUCUUAUUGUUGGGUCACUGGCGGUACUGGAAGAGGGGUUGCUGCACCCCAGGAUAUCUUUGGAAGGUGGUAGUGGGUUGGCCUUAAGGUACGAGGUAGGGACAGUCGAAGUGGGCAUGGGCACAGCUUGGCAGGGGUGCCCGGGGUGCUGGGGAGGGGAGGAUGGACCGUGGCAGUGGGGCUGGCAGUGUCACUGGGCCAGCAGUGGACACCCCCUCGGCGAGCAAUGCCCCUCCUUUUUGCAGAGGGUCCUUCUGCCUUGUCACCCACAGGGACCAUGUGGGUGCCUGCUGCUCUCAGCAACCUGCAGUUGUGCCCAGAGGCAGAGUGACAGCAGGGCCUGUGAUGCUGACUCUGAUCCCCAGCCAGGCUUUGGCAGCACCCCAGGGUGGCCAUGCACCUUUCUGGGGAGCACGUGAGGCCCGGCUGCCCUGAGAGCUCUGCUGUCCAGCUGGCUGCCACAGGAGGUGUGGGGCACACGGCGUGGGGAGGCCUCUUUGAGCCACCUCUGGCCCCACUUGGGCACAGGAGCAGGGCCUGACCUCCACUGUCCUCGUGCCCCCCUGGUCUCACCAGCCUUGUAUGCCACCUGCUAUAGAUUGUGAUACAAUAUACAGUAUUUUCAAUAAGGGGAAAACUGGGGGGAGAAGCUCUAUUUUCAGAUUUUUCAGACCAUAUUUUUUUUAAUGGCAUAUGGGAAACUGGCUGUUUCUGGGGUGGAGUGGAUGGCACAUGGGGGCAGCCCCCACGGGCGUGCCCUUGCUCCCUUGCUGGGCACAUUCUGCCUUCCUGGGUGAGUGUGGGGGGACGAGCCAGCUCGAGGCUUGCCCUUUGCCAUCAGGGAGAGGGCAUGGUGUCAUCUUUGAGUCCCCAGCUGUCGCUUCAGUGGUGGCACCCUGGGGACCCUGGGGCACACUGGGCAGCAGUGCUGCAGUGCUCUGGGCUUUGUCCUCACCCCACAGCUGCCACACUGCCCUGUUGCUCAGGACUCUGGAAGGGCACUGGCACUCCACUCACAGUGUCUCCCCUUUUCUCAGCCCUCCCCUCCACCACCAUGCCAUUGUCCCUAUGGCUUUGAUGGUCAGUGGACAUGCUCUGGUGCCCAUACAGCCUGGAUGGCCACGGUGGUCUCCCUGCCCUGGGCUCAGGGCUGCCUGGGCACAGACCCUGCUGGGGCCACCCCAAGGGUGGCAGCAGGGAGGGAGCAGGAGCGUAGUGCCCCAGGGCAUGUCCCCAGGGCAGGGGUGGCUGCUGCCUUAACACUGUUCACUUGGUUGAGUUUGGCCCUACUUCCAGCCUUGCCUCCCCCUGCACGUCCUUGGCCACCAGCCACGGGUGCAGCGCCAGUGCCAUGCUCAGCCCCAGGCAUGGGGCCUCUGAGGGGUGGGGAAGUCUUGGAGCUGCCUGUACAUUGCUAGCAAACAAACAAAAAAAAAAGAUGAAAUGUGAAAAUACUGAUCAUUUUAAAUAAAAAAUAAUAACU
This is a messenger RNA of Chiroxiphia lanceolata (lance-tailed manakin), 9983 nucleotides long. It is a transcript of the gene ABCA2, whose product is annotated as ATP binding cassette subfamily A member 2. Lineage: Eukaryota; Metazoa; Chordata; Aves; Passeriformes; Pipridae. Gene Ontology annotation, molecular function: lipid carrier activity; ABC-type transporter activity; ATP binding. Gene Ontology annotation, biological process: lipid transport; transmembrane transport. Gene Ontology annotation, cellular component: membrane; intracellular membrane-bounded organelle. The record is from RefSeq and is a predicted model, not a curated record.